CUGAAUAAUUUUCAGAAUGCUGUAAAACAGAUUAGAUCAGAGCUGCACCUUCAUAGUGUUCUCUGUACAUAAAUAAUGAUUGAUUGAUUAAUUUAUUGAUUUAUUGAUUGAUUAAUGAAACACAUAGAGUAGAAGAGUUUGUACUGAAUCUGUAUUUUGUACUUUAAUGUAUACUUUGAUCUCAGCUGAUCUAAUCUAUAAAACAAUGUAUCACUGUAGAAAUGCUUUGAUCCUCAGGAUCUGAUGUAUCUGAAUCUGAUAUCAGACAGUUUGGGUUGGAUCUGAUCCCGUGGAUUAAAUGUUUAAGUUGGCAGUAGAACAUUUUGUUGUGGGUUAAUGGUGUCAUGAGUUGCAGAAGUUUGUGAACCCCUGUAUAACUGUGAUUGUGUAGUUUCAGACAGUAGAUGGCGCUGUUGGACAGGCUGUCAGAACUGGAUCUGACCAGUAGACCACCAUGGAAAACUGAAGCCGCAGUGGACCACUGGGUAAAUACAGGUCAUUGGCAGUUGGACACCAGUACUCGUCUCUGGCCUCUCAGCCCAUCCUCUGCAGUUCUAUACCGGGUCUGGUACCGAAGCAGCUGCGGUUCUGUAGGAACUAUGUGGAGAUAAUGCCCAGCGUGGCACAGGGGGUGAAGAUCGGCAUCCAGGAGUGUCAGCAUCAGUUCCGUGGCCGGCGCUGGAACUGCACCACUGUCAACGACAACCUGGCCAUAUUCGGACCGGUUCUGGACCGAGCUACGCGAGAGUCGGCGUUUGUCCACGCGAUAGCGUCUGCAGGCGUGGCGUUUGCAGUCACUCGCGCCUGCGCUGAGGGUUCUGCUACCAUCUGUGGCUGCGAUAACCGGCGGAAGGGGCCGCCGGGCGAGGGCUGGAAGUGGGGGGGCUGCAGUGAGGACGUGGACUUCGGGAACAUGGUCUCGCGAGAGUUCGCUGAUGCGCGAGAGAACCGACCCGACGCUCGUUCUGCCAUGAACCGCCACAACAACGAGGCUGGGAGAACGUCCAUCGCCGACCACAUGUACCUGAAGUGUAAGUGUCACGGGCUGUCAGGCAGCUGCGAGGUGAAGACAUGCUGGUGGUCUCAGCCGGACUUCCGCGUGAUCGGCGACUACAUGAAGGACAAGUAUGACAGUGCCUCAGAGAUGGUGGUGGAAAAGCACCGGGAGUCCCGCGGCUGGGUGGAGACGCUCCGGCCCCGGUUCACCUACUUCAAACCGCCCACUGAGACGGACCUGGUCUACUACGAAACCUCGCCCAACUUCUGCGAACCCAACCCAGAGACGGGCUCCUUCGGGACGCGCGACAGGGCGUGCAACCUGACAUCGCACGGCAUCGACGGAUGCGACUUGCUGUGCUGCGGCAGGGGACACAACACCAGGACCGAGGCGCGCAAGGAGAAGUGCCACUGCAUCUUCCACUGGUGCUGCUACGUCAGCUGUCAGGAGUGCACACGUAUCUACGACGUCCACACCUGCAAGUAGACUCACCUGACGAGUUAACGAUAUAACGAGUUAACUAUCGAGAUAACUAUCCGGCAUAAGAAAAGAACAGAACAACUGCCAAGACUGCAGAGAGGAAGCUGGUGAAGCUGGGUUUACCGUUUCUACCGGAAAUUGGAUGGAAUAGUCUUGAGUCUUGGAUUAAGACGACGGACAGUGGAGUCAAGUCAUUGUUGGUCCUGAAACCCAACAAGCGGGUCUGAGGUUGAGUGAGACCUUUUGAAAGCUAGCCUCUUUCAGACAGUAAAGCUGUUAUUAGCAUAAGGACCACACUCAAGCUUUUUUCAAGCUGCGAACCUAAUUCUCUAAAGGAACUAUUCUUUUACCAGAGUGGACCAGAGUGUAGAUGGGGGUUAGAAUGGUGAAUGUAAUUGAGAUGACGGACCCUGGAGACCUCUGGGAUUGUGUCGAGGAGAUAAAAAGAGCAAAGAGAAAGAAAAGCUAGCAGUAAUGAAGAGGUUUUGUUGGGGCACGUGGCGCACCGCGUUGCCUCACGUCACUCCAGAGGCCUUUUGGCGGCUUUCCCUGAGACUAAAGCAGAGAGUAGGCACUGUAGAGUAGUUAUGCCAAAGUUACAGUGAUCCUUUCCUGUUAGCGUUAGCAUUCGUUAGCAUUAGCCUCCUUGCUAACACCAUUAAAAAGCUAUUAGUGCCAAGAUUUUUGUACUGAAGAACGUAGUGGUAAAGUACAUGUGUUGUAUGUUAUAUGUGUACGUGAGAAUGUGUGCGAGGUCAGACCCGGUAGGUCCGUUAGGCAGUCGGACUCCGCGGUUAACUGGUGACCGAUUAGGUGAUGAAUGCACUUGAGCGAAUGUUACAUAUUUGUCAGUUUCUCUGAAUUCGCCUGUUUGCUUUAUGAAUCAUAACAAGUAACGAGCGAAAGUCCGACAAUGUGACCGCCCAGCUCUGCCCUGUCUAAACACUUCUGUCUAGACUUCUGGAAACUGUAGGAAACUGUUUAAGAACCUGCAGAACCUGAACUUGGACCGCUGAUCCAUCUGUUAGAGUACCUACAGGUACCUGUUCUUGCGGCCGGUUGCUCCGCCUCCUCUUCCUCCUUCUUCAUGUGUAACAGUAUUAGUGAUUUUUCACACCGCUGCUUUUCACACUACAUAAACCUGAAACAUAAAACUUAAAAAAAAUCACAGCCGAAACUAGAAACUCAGAAUGUCCAGAAAGUUCUGCACAGAUACAGGUGCUGUGAAAAAGUACUUACCCCUUCAGAUUUCUAUUGUUUUUGCUUUUUUAUCAUACUUACAUUACAUAUCAGACAAAGAUAACCUGGGUAAAUAUAAAAAGCAGUUUUUAAAUGAUGAUUUUAUUUUUAAGGGAAAAAGGAAAAUCUAUUUAAACUGACCUGGUCCUGUGUGAAAAGUGUUUACUUCUAAAUCUAAUAACUUGGUUGUUCCACUCUUAAAAGCACAUCUCUGUGGAGGAAUUUUGUUCCACUCUUCUUUACAGAAUUGUUUUAAUUCAGACACAUUAAAAGAUUUCAGCAUCUCAAUCAUCAAUAGACUUUGACUAGACCCUCCAAAACCUUUAUUUAGUUUAACCUUUUUUAACCUAUUAAGAGGUGAAUUUGACUUGUUUGUGUGCAUUGGGUCAUUGUCCUGCUGCAGAACCCAAGUAAAGUACUCCUGAGCUUGAGGUCACUAAGUAACAGUUGGAGGAUUUUCUCCUUCAGGAUUUUCUGUUAAUAAACAGCAGAAUUCAUGCUUCCAUCUAAUACAGCAAGUUACCCAGCAGCUCCAGACCAUCAUAACACACACACUACCACCACCAUGUUUUACAUCGCUCAGUAUGAUGUUCUCUUAUUGAAAUUAUGUAACAGGACACACACCUUCCAAAACGUUUCACUGUUUUUUAUAUUUGAACUCUUCUAUGGAGACCAUUUUUACCCAGUCUAUUUCUUAUUAUUGAAUCAUUAUCACCGAUCUUAACUGAGGCAAGUGAGAUCCUGCAGUUCUUUAAAUGUUGUUCUGGGUUCUUUUGGGAUCUCCUGGAUGAGUUCUUCAUGCCCUUUUGGAGUAAUUAUGUCAGUCGGCCGGUCACUCCUGGAGUCUCAAAGCUUUAGGAAUGAUUUUAGAAUCUUUUCCAGACUGAUAGAUGAUCAAUAACUUUGUUUUUUCUCAUCUGUUGUUGAGUUUCUUCAGAUGGGGGGAUAAUAAUAAUAAUGUGCUGCUUUUGAGAUCUUUUCUAUUCUAUUUAAGUGAUUUCUUGAUUCUACAGGUCUUGAAUCAGUACUUAGACCUGGUUGUGGUUAGUAGUGAAAUUGAACUCAGCCUUUUAAAAAGUGAUUAAUCACAGUAAAUUUAUAGGGGGAAAACUUUUUCACACAGGACUAGAUUGGUUUGAAUUGAUGUUUUCCCUUAAUUAAGAAAAUUAUAAAUUAAAAAGUUAUUUUAAUAUUUACUCAGGUUACUUUUGUCUGAUAUUAAAGUUUUUUUUGUUAAUCUUAAAAAUGUAAGUAUGACAAAAAAGCAAAAACAGAAGAAAUCUGUAGUUUUAUUUCUAUAUCGUCCCAAAAUAUAUAAUAAAAUAUUAGCAGAAAUGUGAGGGGAUGCUCUAUAUCUGCUAAAUUUAAUCCUACAGCUUCACCAUAAACAAAGUUAGCUUAGCAUGUUAGCAUCCACAAGCUCCAGUCUGUAUGUGUGUGUAUGAGAGAAUCAGCAGCGUUAGAGUGAUGUAAUCCUGACUUAUCCUCAUCUGUAUGCUGCUAACCGACUGCAGGUGUGUGUGUAUAUACUGUAUAAGUGUAGGGUAUAUAUGUCUGUAUGUGUGUGUGUGUACUGUAAGUAGGCUUUGUUGUAUGUUUGUAUGUGUGUAUAUAUAUAUAUAUAUUUGUGUUUGUGUGUGAUCUCUUCUUUCUGUGAAAGACUCCGUGUGUAGGCAUAGUUAACAACUAAAAUGUGAAGUUUUCUUCUACUAAUUCUGCUUUUAUAUAAAGACUAUUUUACUCAAGAGGUUCAAUUUAAAUUAUAUGAUUAUACGCAAUAGAAUCACAAAAUGAGUAAAUGAGUUAAACAUAGUUUAACUGUAAUUAAACUGGGAAUCCCACAGCAGUGUUCAACACAAUUACAAAGAACUGAUAAGUCUGGACACACCUUAAAUUCUUUAUUAUUUUAAAAUGUUCUGUAUUGUAGAUUAAUACUAAACUCACACAGACUAUGAAGAAAAACAUAUUAAAUUAUUUUAUUAAACAAAAAGUGUUAAAUAAACCAGAAUAUGUUUUAUAUUUUAGAUCCUCUUGUUUAGAUGAUGAGUUUUGAACAUCUCUGCUGGAUUUUCUCAGUCAGUUUUAUGAGGUAGAGUCUCCUGGAAUUCAGGCUUUCAGUUAACAGCUGUGCUGAA
This is a messenger RNA of Astyanax mexicanus (Mexican tetra), 4851 nucleotides long. RefSeq names its product wingless-type MMTV integration site family, member 3A (gene wnt3a). Lineage: Eukaryota; Metazoa; Chordata; Actinopteri; Characiformes; Acestrorhamphidae. Gene Ontology annotation, biological process: neuron differentiation; multicellular organism development; canonical Wnt signaling pathway. Gene Ontology annotation, molecular function: cytokine activity; frizzled binding. Bases 611 to 1483 code for a protein of 290 amino acids. The transcript has 4 exons. The record is from RefSeq and is a predicted model, not a curated record. Gene Ontology annotation, cellular component: extracellular region.